UUCACGACCCUAUGAUUAUGAAUAUUUAAUUGCUACCGAUUCGAACCGCUUUUGUUUAUUUCAAUUAGGCAAGCACCAUCAACUACAUUGUGUUCGUGAACGGUGGGUGGUCGUGGAGAUCAGAUCGGUAGCCUCAGACUAAACAACGAGCCGAUUUCAUACAAAGGGCCAACUCCACUGCGUUGUGAAAGUGAGAGUGCAUGAACCCUGAACCCUAGAUCAUCACUGUUCAGCGUGAUGGUCCCCACAGCGGGUGACGGCGAGGGGCCGCUGUUGCCUGCCUUCUACGCCGGGCGCUCCAUAUUCAUCACUGGAGGCACCGGCUUCCUCGGGAAGGUCCUGAUAGAGCGCUUGCUGUGGACGUGCCGCGACAUCGGACAGCUGCACGUGCUGCUUCGGAGCAAGCGAGGACGCGCCGCCGCCGACAGGCUCGACGAGCUCAAGCAGUCACAGGCGUUCGACGUGAUCCGCGCGGAGUGUCCGCGGCAGCUGGACAAGCUCCGCGCGGUGGAGGGCGACGCGACGCUGCCUCGCCUCGGCCUCGACGAUGCCUCCGUCACACAACUGCAAGAGGUAUCGGUGGUGUUCCACAGCGCGGCGAGCGUGCGGUUCAGCGAGCCGCUGCCGCGCGCGCUCGCGAGCAACGUGUACUCCGUCGAAGCGCUGCUGCUACUGUGCGAUCAGCUGCCCAAGCUACAGGCGCUAGUGCAUGUUUCGACGGCGUUCAGCAACGCGGAGCGGCGACACGUCGGCGAGCGCGUGUACACCACACACGUGCCUCUACACGCCGUACGCGCGCUGCCCGACACGCUGAUGCGUGACGUCACACACAGGCUGAUCGUGCCGAAGCCGAACACGUACGUGUUCUCUAAGGCGCUGGCGGAGUGUGUCGUGCAGGAGCACGCCGACACAGCGCGCUACGCCGCCGCCAUCGUGCGACCCUCCAUCGUGGUGUCGGCGCUGAGGCAGCCUCGUCCCGGCUGGACGGAGAGCUCGGCGGGGCCGGGCGGCGUGGUGCUGGCGUGCGGCAAGGGGCUGCUGCGCGCGUUCCUGGUGGAGGGAAGAGCUCGCGCUGACCUCGUGCCGGUCGACAUCACCGCCGACACCAUUAUCGCCGUCGCCUGGGAGACCGCCACACAACGGCAAGAGACGCGUUCGGUCCGCGUGUACAACGUGUGCGCGCAAGACAACCGCGUGUCGUGGCGGAUGUUCCGCGCGGUUGCGCUGCGGGCGGUGCGGGAGCAUCCGCUUGACGGCGUGCUGUACUACCCGACGCUCGUCGCCUUCCGCAACUGGUACCUGUACAAGUUGUUGGAGCUGGUGCUGCAGACAGUUCCGCUGCACAUCGCCGACUGCGUCACGCGGGCCUGCCGGAUACCCAUGAAAGUACGUCUGUCAUCAGUUCCCGCUCGGCUGCGUGACAUGUCGGGGGCGCUGUCAUACUUCGCGACGCGCGAGUGGCGCUUCGACUCACACAACGUGACGCGUCUGCACGAGCGACUCACCCAAGCCGACAGGGAGAUGUACAACCUGGAUGUUAACACUAUCGACUGGGAGGAGCACCUGACAGACUUCGUGAAGGGAGUGCGAGCCUACCUGCUGCGGGAGAGUGACGCCGACCUGCCGCAAGCUCGCCGACAUAUGCACAGACUGCGCGUGGUGCACCGCGCCGUGCUGCUGGUCGCGCGCGCCGCACUCUGCGCUCUGCUCGUCUACAUAGCACUCGCCUUGUACCACGGGAUCACCUCAUGACGGAACACCACCAUACACUACAGCUAUUUAUCCUAUAAUUGAGAGAUGUAUUUAAAUAUGUAUAUUUUUGUAUUAGAUUAAAUACUAAAGUGGCUAAUUUAAGUAAAAUUAAAUGAAACAUUUAUGAAA
Molecule: messenger RNA, 1881 nt
Organism: Helicoverpa armigera (cotton bollworm)
Lineage: Eukaryota; Metazoa; Arthropoda; Insecta; Lepidoptera; Noctuidae
Product: putative fatty acyl-CoA reductase CG5065
Exons: 12
Coding region: 238-1752 (504 amino acids)
Biological process (GO): long-chain fatty-acyl-CoA metabolic process
Cellular component (GO): peroxisome
Molecular function (GO): alcohol-forming very long-chain fatty acyl-CoA reductase (NADP+) activity
Source: RefSeq, a predicted model, not a curated record